AUAUGUUAAAAAGAUCUUUGAAGGUUUAAAAGACAAGUGAAAACAAGACAUUAACAUAAAUCGGUGCAUCAUUUAAAUCAGUGCUUUAAAUUAUUUUUACCUUGCAGAAACGCAAAAUUCAACAAUCGUUAACGAAAUGUCAAAGCUUCUAUAAGUUUUGGUUACCGCGCAAAAUGUCAAUACUUGUUUUGUUCAGUUUAUUUUGCGAAAUGGAGAUUUAUUUGUUAAUUGAUUGUUAAAAUUGUCGAGUUCUUAUUUUAGUAAUUGUGUUAAGGAAGUAGCGGCUGCGUCAAUUGUUUAAUGAAUUCUUAAUAAAAGUGAAUAUACUUUGCUGCAUAAUAAAGAUGCAGCGAAAACCAGGCUUCCCCGUGGCCAAUUGCAGCAUUAAAAUGCCAGAUGUGAGUACUCCAGAGAUAUGUACAGCAGAGGAAGAAUGGGAACCUCCACAGCGACGACAGCAGCUAAUCAACUUUGGACACUCACAGUGGGGCUUCAAUAACUGGAGCUGGUCUGUCAGCAAGCAGGAUCUUGAUUUUGUGGACUGUGUGGGAAACAAGUGUACUGCUGGUGUGGCUGCGUUUGUGUCAGUUACAGUAAAGAGCUUUGACAUACACAGGGAGAAUGUUGGCUAUGCCACUGCACUCGGACCCAACAAGGGCUCUGCUAUACAUAGAGCCAGGAAGUGUGCGGUAACAAAUGCACUGCGUGAGACUCUGCUAAGUUUUGGUGGGACUGUAGCCGCUGAGCUGAUGGAGCUUCUAGACACAAACAAAGUGGAAGCCGCCCCACCUCCACCCGAACCGCUUAUAGAGAACAACCAGAACAUUGCCAACAAGCAGGAACCCAAAAACAGUCCCCUUAAUAAAAAUAUACGAAAGGAAUCUUUGGACAGCAGCUCUUCAGUUAACCGGCCUUCAGUGCCCCCCGCAAUAAAGAACGCGGUGCUGACUCCCGCGCCUCCCGUCGCCAAAGCGCAC
This is a messenger RNA of Papilio polytes (common Mormon), 977 nucleotides long. RefSeq names its product DNA repair protein RAD52 homolog. Lineage: Eukaryota; Metazoa; Arthropoda; Insecta; Lepidoptera; Papilionidae. The record is from RefSeq and is a predicted model, not a curated record. Gene Ontology annotation, biological process: double-strand break repair via single-strand annealing; mitotic recombination; double-strand break repair via homologous recombination. The transcript is spliced from 4 exons. Gene Ontology annotation, cellular component: nucleus. The annotation marks the transcript as partial.